Messenger RNA from Glycine soja, 1105 nucleotides. Its product is annotated as Werner Syndrome-like exonuclease. Gene Ontology annotation, cellular component: nucleus; cytoplasm. The record is from RefSeq and is a predicted model, not a curated record. The transcript has a single exon. Lineage: Eukaryota; Viridiplantae; Streptophyta; Magnoliopsida; Fabales; Fabaceae. Gene Ontology annotation, biological process: nucleobase-containing compound metabolic process. The coding region runs from base 270 to 905 and encodes 211 amino acids. Gene Ontology annotation, molecular function: 3'-5' exonuclease activity; nucleic acid binding.
CCAAAAAAAAAAACGUUCAUUAUUUAUUUAUCCAAAAAAAAUUGAAAAUAAUUAGCAAACCAAAAUCCGAAAUGGCGAAAUGGUACGUUCAGGUUCAAAUCCUCGCUCACGCACGCCACGCUCGAUCAAAAACCAAAAUUCCCCAGGCUCAGUAGAAACGGUUUCUCCAUGCGUCACGCAUAUAUAACACACACACACACACCGAUCAAAACCCUCUCUCCUUCUCUCUUUCUCUCUCUCUCUCUCCGAGUCUUCUCCAAUCCACAAAGAUGUCGACGAUAACACUAAUAGGAGAAAACAGCACCGAAACCCACAACUACAAGCUCUACGAAGUCACCGUCGAAGACACCGACACCAUCCAAACCCUCCUCACUUCUUCCCCCUCCCAAGUCAGCUCAUGGCUCUCCACCAACACCACCCGCUACCCUCCGGGCCUCAUCGUGGGCCUCAUCGCGCAGUGGCGGCCCAACACCCUGCCCAACAUGAACAACCCCGUGGCCACCCUCCACCUCUGCGUGGACCACCGCUGCCUCAUCUUCCAGAUCCUCCACGCGCCCUCCGUCCCACGCGCCCUCAUCUCCUUCCUCGCCAGCCCCAACGUCACAUUCGUCGGGGUCGGCAUCCAUGGUCACGUGGACAAGCUUUUUCAAGACUACAAUCUCCGCGUGGCCAAUGUUCGCGACCUUCGCUCCCUUGCCGCGGAGGAGCUCAACGUGCCUGAGCUGUAUUGGGCAGGGCUCGACACGUUGGGUCUGUGCACCCUGGGCUUUGAGGUUAGCACGCCCCGCUAUAUCACCACGAGUCGUUGGGAUAAUCGCUCCCUCACUGAGGAGCAGGUUGAGUAUGCUGCUGUUGAUGCCUUUGUCUCCUGUGGGGUUGGUCGCACUUUGACUUCUGAUAACUAAUGCCUUUUGCUUUCGUAUUUGUCAUUUCUUUCAUAUUUUGAUGUUUCACUGUUUAGGACUACAUACCUGUUGAUUGGUCUAUUAUGCCUUUUUUCUAUUGUUGAUAUGCACGUGGUCAUAAUUGGUUACUGUAUUCGGAUUUUGUUUUCGUGUCUAUUUGCUGUGAUUGUGAUGAAUGGAUGAUGCUGGGUUUUGUUGAA